This is a messenger RNA of Elaeis guineensis (African oil palm), 2295 nucleotides long. The record is from RefSeq and is a predicted model, not a curated record. NCBI's taxonomy places the organism in Eukaryota, Viridiplantae, Streptophyta, Magnoliopsida, Arecales, Arecaceae.
GUGGGAAAAAGCUUGGAAAAAAUUAUAAGAAAGGUCUCGUUUUUAUAGUUUAUUUACGCUGGGAAGCUGGUGUGCCUCCAUGGCCAAUUUAACCUACGCCGCUUUGGUUGCUCCCUCGCCACGUUGCUCGCUUCUUUUCUUGAAAUAUGAGAGAGGAAGGAAAAAUUAAAGCUUUUAUGGUGUCCAGCUCGGCGUUGCUUCAGGUCUUGGCUGGUAUAGAAAUCGAUGAUGAAGUAGGAUCCACGAAGCCAACCUUAACAUCUGAUGUCUGAAAUUAUUGGAUUGAUUGAUUUGAAGCUUGAUCCGGUGGUUGUUAGAUCUAUUGGGAUCUUUUAGAUUCUAAAAGAUGUAAACUAUUCUACGGAUAACAGAUGCUGUGAGAAUUUCUUGGCCUAGAAAAGCAGAAAAGGAAGUUUGCUGCUAACCAUAUAGUUCUACUGCAAAUAUGGAAGACGAAAAUGGGCUUGAGCUAAGCUUGGGCCUUUCUUGUGGAGGAUCAUCAGGGAAAUCUAAAAGCAGAGAUGUUCCAUCGGAUACCAAAGUAGAUAAUGGUAGUAGUACCAAAUUGUCGGGUGGCAAUGUAACUGCUUCUGAUGUCUCAUUCAAGAACUUCUUUCAAACGAGUGUUGAGAACCAAGACCACCAAGACCAUAAUGGGAAACAAAAGGUUGAUCCAGUUUCACUACCACAUGAGAAGUUCUGGACAGAUCUUGGGAAGCAUGCUGCCCCUCUGGCAGAUGGUUCUAAUGAUGUGCAUAGCAGUCAGGCACAGUUCACCAGGUAUCAAGAGCGGUGGAUUCCAAACAACAAAACAACUGAUGCUGAGGAAGAGAAAUCUGGCAGCAGCAAACGUAAAUUGUCAUUUGAGGAGAUAAAUCUUCAAAAGAAGCAUGAAAGGGCAGUUGACCAUGGUGAUGUGCAUGGUAAGGGCCUUACUGGUGUUAAUUUAUUGAAAAAACCACAUGUUUCAGUUACUACGGAAGAUGGUUCCUCUGGUGAAAAUGAGGAUGUUGCAGAGUCAGAAGCAGAAGGCUCAAACUCUUGGUUGGUUUCACAGCAUGAGGACAGUUCCAAAAGUGAUAAACGUGUGACUGAUAAACAUGUUUUAAAUGAUCAAAGUGGAGUGAACUUUCAAGGGCAGAAACAGUCAUCUUUCUUGGGGAAUGAUUCCAAUCAAGAAAUUGGGAAAGUUGCAUAUGGGGUUCCGUUGUCUCUUCAACCAUUGACUGUCAUGACUGUCCCUUAUCCAGCACCAGUGAAGGUACCAACUAUUACAAGUGCGCCUAAUGCAACAAGGUUUCCUUCAUCAUGCGUCAUGCAACUGAUGCCUCUUGCAAAUAGUGAACGGUCUGUGGUCCAAACAAUGAAUACUAGCAACUUGCAGCUUGCUUUUGGUUACUCACCAGUCCAGCUUCCUACUUUGGAGACAAAUUCUUCCUGGGCUUUUGGUUCUCAGCCUCAGCAUGCAUCUUCAUUUGCCAUAAAAGAUAAUGCUGAUGGAGCCUCACAACAUUCAGAGGGUGAUGCAAAGAGCUCUCAUGCUUUUAUGUAUGAGGGAAAAUCAUCAGACUUGGGAAAAAGCAGUGGUAAACAAAUUGGGGAGGCUGGUGCAUCUUCUUCUUCUCAGGCUGAAGAGGAGGACAAGGGAAGCAAUACAAUCUUCUGGCAAAAGGAAACAGCAAACCAACCUGUAGCAGAGAUCUUUUCCCAUGGAGGAUCUGCUAUAAGGCCAGGUAUGUUUGCAUCAGAUGUGAAAUUUGGAGGAUGUGGCUCUUAUCCAGAACUACCAUGGGUUUCAACCACUGCACCUGGCCCAAAUGGGAAAACCAUUUCUGGUGUUACGUAUAAAUACAACAGAAACCAAAUUAAGAUUGUCUGUGCUUGCCAUGGGUCUCACAUGACCCCAGAAGAGUUUAUUCAACAUGCAAGUGCAGAUGCAUCCAACCAGGACAAUAAUGCAGGUUUAGGAUCAUUUCCUGCUAACAAUCCAGCAGCUUCAGCCCAGAACUAAUCAAGCUUUUCAGAAUCUUCUGCAUCCAUCUGUAAUGGUGAAUUAUGCAGCAGGACAUUACCGAGAGAAUUGGUAUCGUUUUUAAGCUAAUCUCAUGUUUCUUGCUCCAUUUUUAGUUUCCUAGUUGCUCUUUUCAGUAUUUGGAGAAAUCCAUCCACUUUAUGUAAUCAUGUAGUUGCAAUAUCAUAGUUAUAAAACACGGAUCAUCUGUUCCCUGACUGCUUAGUUAUGUAUUUUGUACAUUUCACUAUAAGCCUCACCUGCCAAUCUGGAUGUUGUUUCAC